UUCAAAUCAUACUUUCAGAGAAAAUGGGUGAGAAUGCUAGCGAUAUAAAAAUAAAAGAGGAAGGGUGCAUAAAGGAAGAAAUCUGUCCAGAAUCAGCUGUAGAAGAACAAUCUCUAGUUUAUGUACAGGAAGGAGAAUUAAAGGUUGAACUCUUGGAGAUUAAAGAUCAAGAGAUUACUUUUGCAGAGGAUUUUCCGCAUUUUCCACUUCACCAACAGAAUCCACCGAAAAAACUUAAACAUGAAGGAGCUUGUUUUUCAUGUUCUAAAUGUGAAUACUCAGCAACCACAGUGAGAACUUUAAAACGGCAUAUUCAGAGCAAACACGAAGGAAUAAGAUAUCCAUGUAGUAAUUGUGAAUUCGCGGCAACAACAUUGAAUAAUCUAAAGAAGCACAAUCAGAUAAAACAUGCCGGAGUGAGAUAUCCCUGUGGUCAAUGUGAAUUCACCACGACCUCGCCAUGGAGUGUAAGAAGACACAUUGAAAUCAAACAUAUUAAAUUGAGGUAUCCUUGUGAUCGAUGUGGACAUUCUUCAACAACAGCCAAUGAUCUAAAGCUACACAAGAAAUGCAAACAUCGAGAGCUUAUCUACCCAAAGUCUUGAUAGUGAUGUUUGGAUCAUAAAUUUUAAAGAAAACCUCAGAUUUAUUUUUGUAAGAAUUAACCUUUUUUAAGCUGGUCCUAAAGAGAUCAAGCGAAAAGUGCCUUUUUCCAUACUUUAUCAAAUAGAUUUGUGAUAUUUCUGCUUUUUAACUGACUUCAAUAUCCGUCCUAGUCUGAUUUGAUAUCGGAACUUUUGUGUUAGUCUUGAUCACGUUUAAUCGCGAUAUACAACGUGGUCACUUUUAAAAUUGAGGAUCAAUGCUUUUUCCCUCGACUAAAGUUUCUUUGCAGGCAGUGCUUAUGAUACGGAUACGUUGAAUCCGCAACAUUUAGGCUUACUGGGACUGGAACUGAAAAAAAUAUGCGAAUCCGUACCUAGGGGAGCAAAAUAUCAACCAAAAACAGUAUAAAAACGUUUUGCUCUCUAAACCCUAUUAAAUAUUGUAACUGUAAAGGUAGAUUAUUAAAAAUGUCUCGAUUUCUGAAUAGUUCAUCUAGUUUUAGAAAAAAAAAAUUAAAUAGAAAAUU
This is a messenger RNA of Eurytemora carolleeae, 1132 nucleotides long. Its product is annotated as GDNF-inducible zinc finger protein 1. The coding region runs from base 24 to 605 and encodes 193 amino acids. Gene Ontology annotation, biological process: regulation of gene expression. The transcript has 2 exons. The record is from RefSeq and is a predicted model, not a curated record. Gene Ontology annotation, cellular component: nucleus. Lineage: Eukaryota; Metazoa; Arthropoda; Copepoda; Calanoida; Temoridae.